Gadus chalcogrammus (walleye pollock) is the source of this 1700-nucleotide messenger RNA. Its product is annotated as receptor-type tyrosine-protein phosphatase O-like. Gene Ontology annotation, biological process: podocyte differentiation; negative regulation of canonical Wnt signaling pathway; regulation of glomerular filtration. Bases 405 to 1700 code for a protein of 431 amino acids. The transcript has 7 exons. NCBI's taxonomy places the organism in Eukaryota, Metazoa, Chordata, Actinopteri, Gadiformes, Gadidae. Gene Ontology annotation, cellular component: GABA-ergic synapse; plasma membrane; glutamatergic synapse. The record is from RefSeq and is a predicted model, not a curated record. Gene Ontology annotation, molecular function: Wnt-protein binding; cadherin binding; protein tyrosine phosphatase activity.
GGGCCCCAGCCUCCUCCUAGGGAGAACAGGGCGGGGCGUCGGCGAGCGGCAGGAGAAAGCAGCCUCUGUCUCUCCAUGUAGCAUACGUCUGUCUCGUCUUGGAAUGAUGACCAUUGCCUUGGUCCCACCAUCCCUUUCUCCAGGGCACCGUAUAUGUCGGGGGAACCCCUCUUAAGACACCGACCCACUCUUGUCCAACAAGUAUUUCCCCCGUUAGGGAUGGUAUUAGCCACUAUCGGUCCAUUUUGAAGUGAAGAAAGCAGCGUUGGGAGCGAAGCGCGCAGACAAUUACGCGUGUCGAGUCGCGCUGUAGCGGUCCUAUGCAGCUAAAAAAAUCGCCAUUGUUUGGAUGAACGAGAUACUGGUGAAAGCUAAGAAAAGGAGACUUUUGUCUGCGAGCUAUCAUGGUCUCAACAUUUCUUUGGGCGAUCUAUCUCCAGUGUUUCAUCCAGAGCAGCGCGGCCUUCCGGGUGACCCUGCGGGACGAGGACUGGAUGGCGGCCGUCCUGGAGCCGUCGGACCUGCGGGACAACGUCACCGAGUACGCCGCGCUGCUGGCCGGCGAGCCGCACCCCCGCCUGGUCCCGUUCCUCCCGCUCCCCGCCGACGGCAGCCUCCCGCCGCCGCUGGUGCUCAACGUGACGCACCCCGGCCUGGCCUACCGGGUGGCGCUGCUGGCCCGGGACGGACGGGCCUGGACCCGGCCACUCCGCAGCGUGGGCGUCCUCACACAGCCUCUGCCAGUGGACAGCGCGACCAUAUCAGACUACAGAGAGGCUCCGGAGACGGGGGUGGUGUUUGAGAUCAGCUCCCCGCCGAACAACGUCUUCAGCCGGGUGAACAUCAGCUACGUGGAGGGGUCCGACCUGCGCUCUAUGCUCUAUAAAGAUUUCUACCGGGGAAAGACGGUGUUUAAGCACUGGCUGCCCGGGCUGUGCUACAGGAACGUCACCUUCCAGCUCAUCUCCGAGGCCACCAUCAACAGGACCGCCGUGGUGCGGCAUAGCGGCGUCACCCACCGGGCCCUACAGCACAGGACAGUGCCGAACCCGCCGCGCAACAUCACCUGGAAGCUGGUCCCCCUCAGCCAGGAGGGGGCGGCCCUCCCCCCGGGGCACCCCCCCCAGCCCCGCCAGGCCCGGGACGUCCCCCUCCUGGAGGAGGAGUUCCAGGGCGAGGUCCACGCCGACGAGGAGGAGUACCCUUCAGAGGAGGCCCCCACCGAGCCCCCGACGCAGAACGCCACGGCAACCGCCGCCGCCGACGACUACGCCUACGCCAACGCCACCGCUACCGCUAACGACGGCGGCGUCGCCAACGGCAACGAGACGGCGGAGGCGGACGAGGACUCGGCCUUCCGGACGCGGCCCUUUACCUGGCCCGCCCCCACCGGGACCCCGCCCCCCCCCGCCGACCGGGCGGCGGAGGGGGAGGAGUUUGUGAACGGGCUGCUGCCGGAGUACGAGGACUCCAACGAGCCGGGCUCCGCCCUGGGCAACGUGACGGAGACGGCGACGGUGGACGUCAACACCCACGAGUUCUUCACGGAGCCCACGGAGCCGGGGACGUACCGCGUCCUGGUCACGGCGCUGAGCUCCGCCGGGGACUGCGAGGCCCGGGAGAGCUCCUCCUACUCUGCCUUCACCUUCUACCUCAGUGGGGAUCUGUCGGCGCGUGAUUGGCUAACAGUGAGCACAUAG